Molecule: messenger RNA, 323 nt
Organism: Cynoglossus semilaevis (tongue sole)
Lineage: Eukaryota; Metazoa; Chordata; Actinopteri; Pleuronectiformes; Cynoglossidae
Product: puratrophin-1-like
Exons: 2
Source: RefSeq, a predicted model, not a curated record
UCAUCAGACAUAGGUCUGACCCAGAACAGUGGUGACAGUGGCCUGUGUUUUGAGAUCUGGUUCAGGAAAAGGAAAUCCCAGGACACCUACGUUCUCCAAGCCGUGAGCCGUGAGGUUAAGGAGACCUGGACCAAGGACAUUGAGCGGAUCCUCUGGGAGCAGGCGAUACACAACAGAGAGAUUCGCAUGCAGGAGAGGGUGUUCAUGGGUAUUGGUAACAAGCCUUUUAUGGACAUCCAGCCCAGUGAGGCAGCCAUCAGUGACAGAGCCGUCAACUAUGUGCUGAUAGGAAGAGGUAAAUAAGUCCAAUUUAAACACAUUCA